UGUGGGUAAGCUCCUGGUCGUCAUGGCACAGUCGACAUGGGUACACCUUACCACAACAUGGAGACACAAAGGAGCACCCGCGGCUGUAGUGGGAACACAGCUUUCUGUAGUCCCCAACUGGCGGAUCCGUGACGUCCUCGUCCAUCUUGCCCACUUGCUCGCCCAUGUUCCGCGCCCGGUUUCUCCUCUGGCCAAGUAGCUAUGAACAGAGAGCCCUAGCAAGAGGUGGGGUUUUGUUGCCAACGCGCAAAAUAAUGACGUCAUACCCACGUGUACGAAAACUGGGGGAAAUGGCUAAAAAGACGGCUCGAGUUCUUGCCAGAUCACCGCUGGGACCGCUAAGAAAGGUUUCCCGCGGCAGACCUGGCAACAAGGUGAGCUUAUGGUGUGUGCGCGGGGCGCAAUUGGCCGUUGUUGGAUGUCUGCCCAGUUUCGUAAUGGCUGCCCGCCUUGGCGAUGUGCAGGUUCGCCGACUUGCCGCGUGGCGGGAGGAGAAGAAGCGGAAGAUGAAGGAGAAGAGGGAGAGGAGAGAGCAGCGACAGAAGGAGAGAGAGAAACUAGGAGAAGACGCCCCUCCAAAGUUGGAACCUCGUACCAUUGAAAACACUCGCGUAGUGGACGAGACAGUGGUGGUGCCAGACGAUGAAGAAGUGAUUCAGGACGAAAAAACGGAUGAAUUUGCCGGUUACUUUGAUCACCGCGUGACCCCCAAGGUUCUGCUGUUGACCGUGAAGAAACCCUCGGGAAAGACUGUACUGCUGCUGAAUGAACUCAACAAGUGCAUCCCUAACUCGGAGUUCAAACUCCGCUGGGGAGCUGAGCUAAAGAAAGUCAUCCCGGAAGCCGUAGAAAGAGACUUUACCGACAUUCUGGUGGUGAAUGAAGAUCAGAAGAGACCAAACGGACUGGUGGCAAUCCACCUCCCCUCCGGUCCCACUGCACACUUCAAACUCACCGGCUUCAAGAGAGGAUACGACAUCAGGGGGCAUGGGAAGGUGACGCAGCACAAACCGGAGGUGAUACUCAACAACUUCACCACUCGACUCGGUCACAGUGUGGGGAGGAUGUUUGCGUCCUGGUUCCCUCAGGUCCCCCAGUUCACCGGGAGGAGAGUCUUCACCUUCACAACCAGAGAGACUUCAUCUUCAUCAGACAUCACAGGUUGUUUCAAAACUUUUGACGCAUUUCUAUGCCAAUUUAUUUCCUUCAUGCAUUAUUUCGGGUACAUAUUCAGGGGAGCAGAGAAGGUCGGUCUCCAGGAACUGGGGCCUAGGCUGACUCUCAAACUCCGCUCGCUCCAGGAGGGAACCUUCGACUCCAAACACGGCGAGUACAUCUGGGUCCACAAGAGAAAGCAAAUGGACACCAGUAGAAGAAAGUUCCACUUGUGAAAAACACUCGUUUUUCUCUCAUCAUUUUAUCAACAAAAAAAUCAAUAUUAUUAAAAUUGCUAAUCAAUUGAGCUUUUUCUGUUUGUCAGGAACUAGAGGAUAGGAAAUGUUGAUUGGACGACCCGUUUUUUCAUAUACUCUUUUUGGUUUAUUGGUUGCCACAGUUUUG
Molecule: messenger RNA, 1560 nt
Organism: Geodia barretti
Lineage: Eukaryota; Metazoa; Porifera; Demospongiae; Tetractinellida; Geodiidae
Source: the annotation of a GenBank genome assembly